AUGCGGCUCACCUACCCCGACAUCGUCCGCCGGCUCUACGACCUCGAGCGCCUUGCCGAGCCGCCAGCCCCGGGCGAGCGCGGCGGUUGCAUGUCGAGCUACGACCGGCGGUCUCGCUACGACCCCGAGACGGACCGCUACAUUGACUGGGACGCCAACGACGACGGCGGCGGCGUCAUCCGGGAAGAGGGCCAGUGGGUCGUCGCCUUCGAGCAGCGCGGGCCCGGCGUCAUCUGGCGCAGCUGGUCCGCUAUGCCCGACGUCGGCCGCAUCCAGAUCUUCAUCGACGACGAGCAGGAUGGUGAGCCCGCCGUCGACAUGCCCUUUCGGGACUUCUUCGACCGCUUCCAGGGCAUGCCGUGCAACUUCCCCUCCAUCGCGCCGACGCUGUCGCGCGGCCGCAACAGCUUCAUCCCCAUCCCGUACAACACGUACGCAAAGAUCCGCCUCGGGCCCGGCUGGGGGGCCUACUAUCACUUCACGUACACGUCGUUCCCGGAGGGUACGGGACUGCCGCGCUUUGACGGCACUUUUGACCGGGAAGCGUGUCUGGCCCUGGCCGCGGCCGAUCGCAAGCUGAGUCGGCGCGGCUGGUCCGCGCUGCCCCGGGCCAAGGGCGACACGCUGGAGACGCUCACGGUCACCGUGCCUCCCGGGGAGGUCCGCGACGUGCGAGAGAUCACGGGAAACCGGGCCAUCACCGGGAUCCGCGUCGUGCCGCUGGAACUGCCCGAGGAUCCCCAACGGACGGCCCGGGUCCUGCGAGAGCUCGUCUUCCAGGUCACCUGGGACAAUGACGAGUCGCCGAGCGUCUGGGCCCCGCUCGGCGACUUCUUCGGCAGCGUCCCCGGCAUCCAGACGUACCGGGCCCUCCCGCAAGGCUCGACGGACGGCGGCGGCUUCUACAGCCACUGGUUCAUGCCCUUCUCCGAGCGCGCCGCGAUCCAGGUGGGCAACGACGGCGAGGAGGAGCGGAGGCUGCUGUUCACCGUCUGCCACCGCCCGCUCGAGAAGCCGGCCGGGGACAUGCUCCGGUUCCACGCCAAGUGGCACCGGGACGCGUUCCUCGAGAAGCCCGCCCGCGAGGGCCGCGGCAUCGACUGGCCCCUCCUGAUGCUGGGCGGCGGCGCCGGACCGGGCCGGUUCUGCGGGGUGCAGAUGCACGUCUGGAACCGCUGGGAAGAGCCCGAGGUGCCGGCGGACGACUGGUGGUACGGCGUCGGCGGGCGCAAGUCGGUCGACUGGUGGUGGGGCGAGGGCGACGAGAAGUUCUUCGUCGACGGCGAGCGGUUCCCGUCCACCUUCGGCACGGGCUCCGAGGACUACGUCGGCUACGCGUGGGCCGCGGAGCCGCCCUUCCCCGCCUUCGAGAGCGCCUACGCCUGCCAGCCCCACGUCGAGCUGGACGCCAACGGGCACACGUCCGUCUGCCGCUUCCACGUGUGCGACGACGUGCCCUUCCGCGAGAGCUUCGAGGCCUACAUUGAAAAGUACAAGCCCAACAACUGGGGCCGCGCCAACAAGUGCCUCUACGCCGUCGUCGCGUACUGGUACCAGGGGGCCGGCCUCCGCGACGCCUACGAGAGCGUCCCGGUGGGGGAGCGGUACUUGGAGCUGAAGAGCCCUGCUGGGACGCGCGGGGACGAGCGGUAA
Molecule: messenger RNA, 1653 nt
Organism: Colletotrichum graminicola M1.001
Lineage: Eukaryota; Fungi; Ascomycota; Sordariomycetes; Glomerellales; Glomerellaceae
Exons: 1
Coding region: 1-1653 (550 amino acids)
Source: RefSeq, a predicted model, not a curated record